UCUCGGCGGGCUCCACUGCUUUAACGCCGCGUCUGUUUGCGUAAUUUUUUAUUAUUGUUAUUAUUAUUUGGUUUGUUUCCUUAAGCAAAAAAAAGUACUUUAAAAUUAAUAAAUCGCGUUAUUUAAAUUUCAAAUUUCGUUUUUCCGUUACACCGUUUUGUCACAGUAAACUUCGUUUGGUGUUGUGCAUUUAGCUCGCGUGUUUAGAACGGGGAAAAAAAACUUGAAAUUUAAACGACACGGAACUCGGAUCAGACAGCACAACACAGGCGGACACGAUCCCUUUGGGUCUCUACACAGUGUUAUUGAACCAACACCACGUUAAUAUCCGUCAGUUAAAGUGCGUGUAACAACAACAACAACAGUAUUGUUCUGAUAAUAUUGUAUCAACAUCAUCUCUUCGACGGGUUUGAUCUGCAGGCAAUGAAGCUAUGUUUCAAUGUUCAUCUAAUAGCCCGGCGGCCGCACACAACUCUCUCGAUGCCCAAAACGUGUACCAUCGACGUUACCAUCACGACCGAUUAGUGUACGUGCCUUCGGCCAAACCUAACAUGUUCGGGCUAAGCCACCAGUAUCCUGCACCACCCCCGCCAGCUCCACCGCCAACUACUGUCCCUUCGUCGGCGGUCGCACACUCCUGGCAAAAUCCGUCAGUAGGUCAUCACCAGAGCACCCAUUCGUCCACGGCAGUGGCCACUGGGUCACCGGUCAACGGUAAUCACCAACAAAACAUCACCUCCAGCGGCGUGUCUUCGGCCAGCACACCGUUCUACCAGAGCGCAGCCAUGAUGUGGCCCAACCCGGCAUUUCAAACUCAUCAUUAUGAUACAGGCAUGGACUUGCAAUUCGGAGACGGCCGAGAAUGCGUCAACUGCGGUGCCAUAUCAACGCCUUUGUGGCGCCGCGACGGUACCGGACACUAUUUGUGUAACGCUUGUGGGCUAUACCACAAGAUGAACGGCAUGAACAGGCCUUUAGUAAAGCCCGCCAAGCGUCUGGUAGCGUUCGAGACUGCAUCCAGUAGACGUCUGGGCUUGUCGUGCACCAACUGUGGAACCCGAAUGACUACGCUUUGGAGGAGAAACAACGACGGCGAGCCAGUUUGCAACGCCUGUGGUCUGUACUACAAGUUACACGGCGUAAACAGACCGCUUACAAUGAGAAAAGACGGUAUACAAACCCGGAAACGGAAACCAAAAAAGCAGUCGUCUUCUUCCUCUUCGUCCACGGCUAACUCCUCCAACGUGGAAAGACCUAUGGACGCCAUUGAGUUAUUGAUCAACAAGCAUCCAAUGCCUAUUUCCGAAGUCAAAUCUGAACACUACGAUUCCGCGACGGCGGCGGCUGCUGCAGCAGCAGCGGCAGUUGCUGCAGAACAUUUUAUAUUCACCGGAUCGUCCGGAGGUCACCAUCAUCCCCAAUUGGGUGGUUUCAGUUUUCCGCCCCCACAGGCUACCGUUAGUGCGCACAAUUACCAACAUCUGCUAAACGGCCACGUCAACAACAAGCUGAUGGCGUCCUAAACAUAUCCAAGCUAAUUGAGCCAAUGAUAUAUGUAUAGGCAAACUGAUAUUUUUUAUUGCUAAUUUAAUUUGAUCUAUAUUAUAUUUAAAUGUUAUUUGUAUGCCUAUUAUUUAUAAAUAUUAUUUUAUACAUUUUGUAUAUAGUCUAUGAUAUAUUAUCUGAAAUGACGAAACGCAAAAAACUAAAUUUAUAAAUAAUCAUUAAGUAAAAAGCGUAUUCAAGGAUAAGACACGGAUUUUUUCGGACUUGUUUUGUGCUUAUUCUUUCUCCUAUUAGUUUUGGUUAAUAACUUAACCCAAAAUGUUUUCAAACUACAUAAUUUUCCAAUGACAAUUAUUAUAUAAUGUUGAACUGGUAUUAUCUAUACACAUCAUCUUCACUUGUGAACACAUUUUAAGCAAGUUCUAUACUUAUAAUAGUUAUUGUAGUAAAGUCUUGCAAUUUUUGGGCAGUUUUUUUAUGAUAUCUCAUUUGACUUUUCGUACAACAUAGCACUGUCCUAGUUAAAUGCUAAUUAAAAUUGUGGGACAAGAUUUUUUAUUUACACACAAAAGUGCAGUCUACUGUCUAGUCAUAAAGUAGAAAUAUUUAUACCGAUUUGAUUUGAUUUUCCAUUUGUAUAAUAUUUUAUUUCGUUAUUUAACGGUACUUGUGCAUAUUAUUAUAAUAUUAUAAAAAUAUGAAUAAUUUUAUAUAUUUAUUAGAACUAAAUUACAAAUAGUUUAUUUUUGUACACCCUCCAUCCUCUUACUGGCUCUCUCAUUAAAAAUUGUGUAAUAAUAAUUUAAUAAAUGUAUAGUGAUAAACGCAUUGUAAAUUGGCCAACAUUCUGCAACAUUUAUAAAACCUAUAUGAUAUUAUA
This is a messenger RNA of Adelges cooleyi (spruce gall adelgid), 2386 nucleotides long. Its product is annotated as GATA-binding factor A-like. The transcript is spliced from 7 exons. Lineage: Eukaryota; Metazoa; Arthropoda; Insecta; Hemiptera; Adelgidae. Gene Ontology annotation, molecular function: RNA polymerase II cis-regulatory region sequence-specific DNA binding; DNA-binding transcription factor activity, RNA polymerase II-specific; zinc ion binding. Bases 432 to 1523 code for a protein of 363 amino acids. Gene Ontology annotation, biological process: negative regulation of transcription by RNA polymerase II; cell fate commitment; positive regulation of transcription by RNA polymerase II. The record is from RefSeq and is a predicted model, not a curated record.